UGAUCCUCUGAAAAAAAUAAAAGCGUCAGAAAUGGUGAAGGGUGGGUAGGGUCAUCUUCAAUCCCGAUAGCUCAUCUCGUCAAAUCCCUUGGCUGUGUGCUUUCUGUUUCUCCGAUUUUAGCUCCCAUGGCUGUCAAUCGAUGGUUGAGACCCGAGGUUUAUCCUCUGUUUGCGUCCAUAGGAGUCGCUAUUGGGAUUUGCGGAUUUUCAUUGGUGCGCCACAUCUGCAUCAACCCUGAAGUCAGGGUGAACAAGGAACACAGGGCUGCAGGAGUGCUGGAGAACUAUACAGAAGGGGAGAAGUACGCUGAGCACUCUCUACGGAAGUUUGUUCGCGGUAGGGCUCCGGAGAUCAUGCCAUCCAUCAACAGCUUUUUUACCGACCCAAAAUGAAAGUUUCAUUACAACAAACACCUCACUUGAUUGUCUGGAUUUCUCAUCAUUGUUAGCAAGGUGAAUGAUUUUGAUUGAUUGGAAGUGUGACUUUACUUUUAAUUGUGCUUAAACUUGAAACUAAGCGGUGAUUGGAUGAUGGUUUCAUCCAUGCUUAAUAAUGUAUGUUUAGACUUUAUAGUUUAAACAUGUACGUGUAUUGUUCUCGCACUAUAUUUUAAAUUAUUUGGUUCAACUGCUA
Cornus florida is the source of this 634-nucleotide messenger RNA. RefSeq lists its product as uncharacterized. Lineage: Eukaryota; Viridiplantae; Streptophyta; Magnoliopsida; Cornales; Cornaceae. The record is from RefSeq and is a predicted model, not a curated record. Bases 127 to 393 code for a protein of 88 amino acids. The transcript is spliced from 3 exons.